AUGGCCAUGUCCACCAUGUCUGUCUGCUCCAGCACUUGCACUGAGCCCUGGCAGGUGGAUGACUGUCCAGAGAGCUGCUGUGAGCCUUCCUGCUGUGCUCCCAGCUGCUGUGCCCCAACCCCCUGCCUGACCCUGGUCUGCAGCCCUGUGAGCUGUGUGUCCAGCCCCUGCCAACCAGUCUGCACCAGUUCCUGCACACCCUCAUGCUGCCAGCAGUCUAGCUGCCAGCCGACUUGCUGCACCCCAUCCUCCUGCCAGCCGGCCUGCUGUGUGCCCGUGAGCUGCAAGCCCAUCUGCUGUGUGCCUGCCUGCUCUGGGGAUUCCUCUUCAUGCUGCCAACAAUCUAGCUGCCAGCUGGCUUGCUGUACCCCGUCCCCCUGCCAGCAAGCUUGCUGUGUGCCUGUGAGCUGCAAGCCUGUGUGUUGCAAGCCCAUGUGCUGUGUGCCCAUCUGCUCUGGGGUCACCCCCUGUUUGGCCCCCUCGUGCUGCCAGCCCAGCCCCUCUUCCUGCUGCAGACCCUCCUCCUGUGUGUCCCUCCUCUGCCGCCCUGUGUGCAGACCUGCCUGUUGGGUCCCCACCUCCUCCUGCCAGCCCUGCUGCCCCCGCCCAGCCUCCUGUGUGUCCCUCCUCUGCCGCCCAGCCUGCUCCCGCCCGGCCUGCUGCAGCCUCGCCUCCUGCUAG
This is a messenger RNA of Otolemur garnettii (small-eared galago), 681 nucleotides long. Its product is annotated as keratin-associated protein 10-1-like. Bases 1 to 681 code for a protein of 226 amino acids. The record is from RefSeq and is a predicted model, not a curated record. The transcript has a single exon. Gene Ontology annotation, cellular component: keratin filament. Lineage: Eukaryota; Metazoa; Chordata; Mammalia; Primates; Galagidae.